AUGUCGCGCGCAUCAACGACUUUAUCUGACGAGUCUUUGCACCUUCAAUCUCUUUACUGCAGUUACGUCCUUCGUUGGUUCCUAACGACCCAUGUCUGGAAUGUCGGUCAGGGGGGAUGUGAGCCCACACUCAACUCGAGCGACUACCAGCCGUUGUGGGACACUGGGACUGUGUGUCCGGCUCGACCAGGGUCCGCCAUUUCCAGGCACAGCCAAGAUGCACAGAAGGGGUGCGCCCGUCAUCCCCGGACAAGGGUGCUUCAUAGGUACGUACAGCACAAGUAUUCGAAAAGACUAAUUGAGACGACAUCACCGGCAAGGGGUUCCGCUUUCACGGUGGUUCGUGGGAGAACUUUGCGCGUAAAGACCUACAGAUAG
Molecule: messenger RNA, 378 nt
Organism: Fusarium verticillioides 7600
Lineage: Eukaryota; Fungi; Ascomycota; Sordariomycetes; Hypocreales; Nectriaceae
Exons: 1
Coding region: 1-378 (125 amino acids)
Source: RefSeq, a predicted model, not a curated record